GCAUACUGAGACAUUCUGAGGCUUUACAUACAAAUGCAUCUAACUUGAUAAUGCAUCUCAAUUAAGAUAUUUGCAGCUUCUCUGCCAUAAACCAAUAAAGAUACAAACUUUUAACAUUAAUCUUAACAUUAAGCUAAAUCGCCAUUUUGGAAGACCUUCUAAAUUUUUGUUCUGGGCUGGAAGACAGUUGUAAUGGAUCCUGAAAAGAAUGAUAUACCAAACAAACUGUUUACACUGGUAAUGAUUAUGAGGAAUAAUAAGCUUCUACUUGGAAUGAAAAAGCGGGGAUUUGGAAAAGGCCGAUGGAAUGGAUUUGGUGGGAAAGUCCAAGAAGGCGAGCGAUUGCUUGAUGCAGCAAAAAGGUCCAACUUGCCUAGGGAAACGUUGGAAGAGUGCUGUUUGCAUAUCAAAGACCCUAAGCAUCUUGCCAAGAUAAUUUUUGAGUUCAAGGGUGAAACACAGCUACUAGAGGUUCAUCUUUUUAUCUGUGAGAAUUUUGAGGGAACUCCUACAGAAACUGAAGAAAUGCAGCCAAGAUGGUUUGAUUUGGACAAAAUCCCCUACGAUGAUAUGUGGCCUGAUGACAUCUUUUGGUACCCCUUACUCUUCAAAAAACAACAUUUUGAGGCAUACUUUUUGUUUGAGGGUCACAACAUCAUCCUUGAAAAGAACAUAAGAGAGGUUUCCGGGCAGGAGAAGUGUCCUACCUGACAAUAUUGAGAAGAAAACACUUGAAGCACUCACAGUGGAAGAUAAAAUCUUUCAGGUAUUACAAUAUUGGCAAAGGAUGAAAUGAAACAUUCUUGGUAGAAUCUAAUAAUGCUCUCUUACAAUUUUGCCCCAAAAUACAACGGACAAAAUAAUCUAAAAUUCUUAUUCUAAAAUCAAUUGAAGUUCACCAUUUGCAAUUUUAUUGACAAGGUUCAGCACUUCGGAAGAUAUUGAUCAGACAAAUAUGACAUAUAGUCCCUAAAAUUAAAUACAGUACUUUUUAGGCAACAUUAAUCAUGGUUUACAAAAAGUAUAUAAUUUCUGCGUAAGAUGCAUUUAGCCAAAAGAUAUGUUGCUAUAAGGAGGAACAUCCUUGAGACAUGAUAAGAAUUGCACAAGCAAAUAUUUUCCAUGUCCUUACCUUAAAACACUGUACUAAAAACGAGUAGAUUAAAUUCUUUGCAGUCAAUUUGUGUGUCUUUAACUAGCUAGAUAAAACACAUCUAAAACCCGCAAGAAUUCCAGUUUGACAACCUAUCCUGGCCUUGUAUUUGAAAUAAUUCUUGAUGUUUCUUUAACGGCCUUGAUUUAGAUAUUUUGUGUAUAGUAUUUUCUCAAAUACAAACCACACCAAAUUGGCAGCUGCCCUCAGAUAAAGUUUGAUAAUAAAAUAGGAAAUAAAAUUUGCACUAGAAACUAAAUUGAUUUAUCAUGACUAUCAUUUUCAAAACCGGAUACCCAUGGUUAGAGACAUCACAAAGAAAAAGGAACUAUAACACAAGUAUUUUAUGUGAUUAUUGAUUCUAAAAUAAUAAAUGUAUAUUACAGAGA
Messenger RNA from Rhopilema esculentum, 1542 nucleotides. RefSeq names its product oxidized purine nucleoside triphosphate hydrolase. Gene Ontology annotation, molecular function: 8-oxo-7,8-dihydroguanosine triphosphate pyrophosphatase activity. NCBI's taxonomy places the organism in Eukaryota, Metazoa, Cnidaria, Scyphozoa, Rhizostomeae, Rhizostomatidae. Gene Ontology annotation, cellular component: cytoplasm. Gene Ontology annotation, biological process: DNA protection. The record is from RefSeq and is a predicted model, not a curated record.